UCCCUCCCCUCCUCUCAGCGCGGAGGCCAAUGUGGAGCCGUGGUCUCAAGCAGGGGUUGGGGAGACAUGGUGCUCAGCUCCUGUCCCUCCCCAGCCCUGAGCUGUGUCUGCAGACUCCCCUGUCUCCGGAGGAGCAGCAGGAUCAAGCCUUCAUCCAGCAGCACCGCCGCAACAGAAUCAAGGGCAUGCAGGAUAAGGAGGUGCUGGCCAUCAUGAGGACGGUGUGUAUAGGGAACCCCACCCAGGACACCCACUCCCACCCGUCCUCUCUGGGAGGAGACACGGCCCGAGCGGUGGACAGGUUCAGGAGACAGUGUCUGGGGGAGUACCUGGACUCACUGGACCAGUGUCACACAAAGCGGGUCACAGUCAACCAGGCCACACUGGAGAGAGUUCUGCUGCAUCCAGGGGACCAUGUCUUGGGGGGUCCGAAGUGUCCCGUGCUGAGGCAGGCAGGGUCCAACGCUGUGCCGGGGCGUGGUGGCCGUCUGAGGGCCUGGAUCUGCUACAGCAGUAGUACCCCCCGGGGGGUCGAGGAGAAGGAGGAAGAGGAGCAUGGCCUGGAGAAAGAGACCACUCCACACAAAGUCCACAAGGAGACGGCUCUGUACCCCUCCCGUAGGUCUGUGCGUCGGAGGUCCAAGAUGAUGACUCUGUCCACAGGUCGUGCUGAGGUCAGACACAAGACAGAAUGCUGGCUGACCAGGGAGGAGUACGCCCACAUUAAAAGCAACAUGAGGGAGCCGUCCAGCCGUAGAGCCAACCCUAACUCAUUCUGGCCUGGUCAGGACAACCACGUAAGACUGUACCUGCCCAGAGUGGGCCUGUCUCCUGAGGGGGUCCUCUUUGAGCACAUCGUCCACUCCCCCGCCCCCAGCCCCGGCAACUGGCCUGUCAACGACAGGGGCUACUCCACCUCUGAAGAUAUAGAUGGACUCAAGGCCUACACCCUAUAGAGCUCUCUACUCUAUGCUCCAGAUAUAAUAUUGUACUUGCAUGGGGUAGUUCAAAUACUUUUUUGCUGUUGGAAUAUGGUUACAGUCCAAGGGUCUCCUCUUCAGUUCACUGGGCUAUUGUCGAUUGACAUUAUUUUAUCUGUGAAGGUAAUAAAGACUACC
Coregonus clupeaformis (lake whitefish) is the source of this 1118-nucleotide messenger RNA. RefSeq lists its product as uncharacterized. The record is from RefSeq and is a predicted model, not a curated record. The transcript has 5 exons. Bases 30 to 956 code for a protein of 308 amino acids. NCBI's taxonomy places the organism in Eukaryota, Metazoa, Chordata, Actinopteri, Salmoniformes, Salmonidae.